Messenger RNA from Melozone crissalis (California towhee), 1890 nucleotides. It is a transcript of the gene LSAMP, whose product is annotated as limbic system associated membrane protein. Lineage: Eukaryota; Metazoa; Chordata; Aves; Passeriformes; Passerellidae. Gene Ontology annotation, cellular component: neuron projection. The coding region runs from base 230 to 1282 and encodes 350 amino acids. The record is from RefSeq and is a predicted model, not a curated record. The transcript is spliced from 8 exons.
UUAAAAAAAAAAAGGCAAGGAAAGGAAAGAAGCCAGCAAGAGACUGAAAAGAGCAAGAGAAAGUGGCAGCUGAGAAGGACUGUGAAAUCACCUCCCCUUUCUUGGACUGUCGAUCAUAGCGAGAGUUGUACAUUAUUAUUAUUAUUGUUUUUCUUUCUGCCUCUAUCUGUCCACAUACGCAGGCAGAGAAAGAGACAAGUACUGACAGUGAAACUCGACGAGACCAGCCAUGGUAGCAAGGGCUCAGCCUGAUCGGAAACAAUUACCGCUGGUCCUACUGAGAUUGCUUUGCCUUCUCCCUACAGGGCUGCCAGUCCGCAGCGUGGAUUUUACCCGAGGGACCGAUAACAUCACCGUGAGGCAAGGGGACACAGCCAUCCUCAGGUGUUAUGUAGAAGACAGAAGCUCCAAGGUGGCCUGGUUAAACCGUUCUGGCAUCAUUUUUGCUGGAGAGGACAAGUGGUCCCUGGACCCUCGAGUAGAGCUGGAGAAGAGAAACCCCCUGGAAUACAGCCUGCGGAUCCAGAAAGUGGAUGUCUAUGAUGAGGGGUCCUACACGUGUUCAGUGCAGACACAGCAUCAUCCCAAGACUUCCCAGGUUUACUUGAUUGUGCAAGUUCCACCAAAGAUCUCCAAUAUCUCCUCGGACAUCACCGUGAAUGAGGGCAGCAAUGUGACCCUGGUUUGCAUGGCAAAUGGGCGUCCUGAGCCUGUCAUCACCUGGAGGCACCUCACUCCCACAGGCAGAGAGUUUGAAGGUGAGGAGGAGUACCUGGAGAUCCUGGGGAUCACACGAGAGCAGUCGGGCAAGUACGAGUGCAAAGCUGCCAACGAAGUUGCCUCAGCAGAUGUCAAGCAAGUCCGGGUCACUGUGAACUACCCUCCCACCAUCACAGAGUCCAAGAGCAAUGAAGCGGCCACGGGACGACAAGCCUUACUGCGGUGCGAGGCAUCAGCAGUGCCCACGCCCGAUUUCGAGUGGUACAGAGAUGAUACCAGGAUAAACAGCGCCAAUGGUCUGGAGAUAAAGAGCACGGGGAGCCAGUCUCUGCUGAUGGUGGCCAAUGUCACUGAGGAGCACUACGGGAACUACACCUGUGUGGCUGCCAACAAGCUGGGAGUCACAAAUGCCAGCCUAUACCUUUACAAACGAGUUUUACCCACACUCCCCAAUCCUUUUCCAGGACCCGGCACAGGGAGAGUAGACAACGGCUCCAUGAGUUUGGCCGUCCCACUGUGGCUUCUGGCAGCAUCCCUGCUCUGCCUACUCAGCAAAUGUUAAUACAAAUCAGAAUUAAGAUAAUAAUAUUAAUAAUAAUUAAAAAAACAACACGACAACAACAACAACGACACACAAAACAAAAUGCGUUAUACAGGAGACAGAGCGAAGAGAGGGGAGAGAGAAAAAAGAGGGGGGGAGAGAGAGAGACGACUGUUUCUUUCACAACUUUUGUGUGUUCAGGAGCGAAGAGGGGGGAGAGGAAAAAUUACAGCAAAGAAGACUCAGCAACAUUUAAUCCAAAACCUGAAAAGCCGGCUGUCAAGUCAUCGACUGCCUAGGAGGCAACACGAAACAAGGGAGAGAAUGGGCACCAGCAAGGAUCGUGUCGCCAGAGGAUGCUGCAAUGUAAACAAUCCAACAAAACCUGCAAAGCCAAUCAAAAAGAAGAUCCCUUUUCUUUUCUCUCCUCCUUCCUCUUUUCCAUACUCCCUCACUUUCCUUCCUUCCUCCUCUUUCUUUCUUUUGCAGAAAGAGGUCUUUGCUUCGGUGUCUAUAGCCAUUUAACUUUUUGGAUGCCCUGGGUCAUUUUUGUGAGCUAAUGCUCAGCCAGUUCAUACUUUUAAAAACAAAUCUAAAAAAAAAAAAAAAAGAUAAAAGAAAAAAAAUAA